Messenger RNA from Girardinichthys multiradiatus, 3158 nucleotides. RefSeq names its product SET and MYND domain containing 4 (gene smyd4). Lineage: Eukaryota; Metazoa; Chordata; Actinopteri; Cyprinodontiformes; Goodeidae. The record is from RefSeq and is a predicted model, not a curated record. Gene Ontology annotation, molecular function: protein binding. The transcript has 10 exons. Bases 101 to 2416 code for a protein of 771 amino acids.
CCUUUGAUCACAUUUGCUUGAUCCGGAUGUUUUAAGGGCAGCAUGCUGGUAUGAAAAUGUCCCAAAACAAACCUAAAACUUGGCCCUGAUUCCUCGUUUGAUGAGACGGUGCCGUGAUGGUUCAUUGUCGUUCAUGAUGGAUCUUCCUUGCGUGCAGUGGCAAGAUCACGUUGCACAGAAAUGGAGUGGACUGGAUCCUGAGCUAAGGGAAACAUUUACCUCUCUGCGUGAAAUAGAUGAUGUCUUUAAAUGCGCUUUAAGUCUGGCUAACCAACAGGAUCUGGAUGCCGUUCAGUCGAUCUCUGCAGGAUACUCUGUGAAGAAAGACCCGGAAGAAGCAGCCAAAUGCAGGGAAAAGGGUAACUCCAGCUUCAAGGCAAAAGAUUACAAGGCUGCAGCUCUACACUAUUCACAGGGAAUAUGUUUUGCACCUCAAAGUUCGGAGCAGCUUUCUCUGUGCUAUGCCAAUCGCUCUGCUGCUCUCUGCCAUCUGCAACACUAUCAGGAAAGCCUUGAUGACAUCGACAGAGCCUUAAAAUCUGGCUAUCCAUCUCAUCUCUCAAGCAAACUCAAGGACCGUCGCACUCUCUGCUUGAACCACCUCUCUGUAUGUAAAAAAAGAAUAAACGAUCAUCCCCAUCCUGUCUCAGAUGAUAAUAAAUGCAGCAAAAAUGUCAUAUCGUCCAGCGAAGCUCUCGGAUUUGGCAUUUGUCCUCAAGUUUCUGUCGGCUGCAGCAAGGGGAAAGGUUUCCACCUCGUGGCUUUAAAGAGGAUAACAGCUGGAGAGGUGAUUUUGAGUGACAGGCCGUUCAGCUGGGUCCUCCUUCCAGGAAUUGAGAAGGUUAAAGGAAAGAAAAGAAGGGAGAAGGACACACAGAGGGAAAUAGUGUUUGGAGCAGAGCACAGGCGAUGUCAUUGGUGUUUGGCUGAAACUCUGUGUGCUGUGGCAUGUGAGGGCUGCAGCUGGAGCCGCUACUGUUCAGCUGCUUGUCAGCGGGAAGCCUGGGAAGAACAUCACCACUGGGAAUGUCCAUUGGGAGCAGAACUUGCUGCGAUGGGUGUAAUGGCACAGCUCGCUCUCAGGGUGACGGUAAAGGCUGGGAUUAAAAACAUCCAAAUAGCAAGGCAGACAAUCAGAGAUGAGCAGAGAAAGUCUGAGCAGUAUAAUCCAUACCUGACUGUGUUUCACUUACUGCACCAUAUAGAGCACCAGAGCACUGGUUUGCGUUUCCUGUGUGCAGUUACUGUGGCGACACUUUAUCUGAAGCUCAGCAAGGCAGGUCCUCUUCCUGUGUCAUCGACGUUUAAUGUUGCUUCAUCAUCAAAAAGCCAAUCUUCAGAUGGACCAAAGAAGAAGGAAGAGGACACAGAGUGGAGCUCAGAGCUGUGGGUUGUGGGAAGUGCAGUUCUGAGGCACAUGCUGCAGCUGAGGUGUAAUGCUCAGGCAGUAAUUACACUGCAAGAUGCAGGAUCUAAAACAUCACGAGUACAAUCAGUGGAGGAAAUUCGAAUUGCAACUGCAAUUUUCCCGACUCUCAGCCUUCUUAAUCACUCUUGCUGUCCCAAUACCAGUCUGGUGUUCAGCACCGGAACAGCUGCUGAUCCCUGUGAUUCACAGGAGUCCAUAGGUUUCAAUCAACCUCUCCUUGGGGAAGGACGCCAGGGCCCCAGAGUCACUGUGACGGUCAGAGCAGCUAGAGUUAUCACUCCUGGAGAGGAGAUCCUGCACUGCUAUGGGCCCCAGAGCAACAGAAUGGGGAUUCGAGAAAGACAGCGUCUCUUGCAGCGGCAAUACUACUUCCUAUGUGAGUGCGAGGCCUGCAGCGUGCAGGAGGAGGAGCUGAGGGAGAGCAGCAGGAAUGAGUCAGGACUCCUGUGUUCCAAGUGCAAAGGAGCUCUUAAAGAAAACAGAGGAAGUGGAUUUAUAUGUUCUCUUUUAACCUGUGGCCAUCAAAUGUCCUCAGCUGAUGUGAACCACAAGCUGCAGGAGAUCAAGCUUGCCUUGGAGAAGGCUGCGGCGCUCAUGGAGAGAGAAAUUUCAGUGGAAGCCUUGCACCUUCUGAAAAGGACCAGGAAUCAGUCUGGACUCAUACUCGGAGAGAGUCAUCCUCUGCAGGGGGAGCUGGCUGAUGCCACAGCCAGAGCUUAUGCUUCAGUGGGUGACUGGAAAAAUGCUGCAACCUACCUGGAGCAGAGUGCCAUAGCUACCAGCUCCCAGUAUGGAAAAGACAGCCUUGAACUGGGACAGCAGCUCUUCAAAUUAGUUCAGCUCCACUUCAAUGGUGGUGCCAGAGGCCCAGCCCUCUCCAUCAUUCCCAAGGUCAGGCGAAUCCUCUCCCUCCAUUGUGGUCCUCACUGCCCUGAACUGCAGGAACUAAACGCCAUGGAGGAAUGUCUGCAAGGCUCAACCUUUUAGGAUUGAACCCAACUGAGCACAUUUAAAAUUUAAAUAUAGUUAUGUAUUCAGUGAAGCUGAAUAAAUGAGUGUAUGGGCAUUAUGGGUCAGGAAAGAGUUAAUGUCCUGUCUUUAAGCACUUGUAAGCGUGUGUGUCAGAAUGGAUCCAUCAGUAAUUCCAAUUUCAUGCUUCAGUGAAAGUCCUGCACUGUAUGACAACCUUUCAACCAGCUACUUCCAGGUUGUAUGUGCGCCGAAUCAAACAAAAGUAAACACGUGCUUUUCCUAACUGUGGACUUUCUAUCUUGUGUGUGCAUGAUGGGAUGGGGGGGGGUGUCUUGUUUAGAUACCCAGAAAGAAUGAUUUAAACCAUGCAAUUUCUUCUCUAAAGUCAACUUAUUUGUCUCCUUCUGACCCUUAGAUGGCAGUAGUUGCACACUGACUAAAUCAAUUUCAUGCUUGAAUGGCUGGAAAGCAGGAUGCCUGUGCUUUGACUCUUGAACCUGAAUUGCAUGUCCCCCAGGACCCUCACCCUAAAAGUCCCUCAUAACUCAGUCCUGUUAUGGCUUCUUUUUUUUUAAUUGAAAAUCAGCAGUCAGAUAAGAGUAAGCACUAUCAUAAAGAUUCUGUAAUUUCAACUGAGAGUAGACAUUUUUUAUGCUUAAUUGCAAAGUCCAAUGUGGCAAACUCUUGCCAUGGAAGAAGAUGUGGCCUCUGAAGGUCUCUUAACAGCCUAUUUGUUAUUAAAAGUUGUUUUUAAUAA